GGGGGCUGUGGAUCCAGCACAGAACAGCAGAGGAUGCUCAAGAUGGACCUAAUUACUAGGAAGAAGUGCAAAGGCAGCUCUCCCUCCAGUUACUUCCUCUAUGCCAGCAUCACUACUCCUUCCCAGGUAACUAGUCCCUCUCAGGAAACUUCAGGUCCUUGAAGAACAAUGGACGACAGCGCCACUCUACGUGGGAAGCAGUGGCGAGCAUCAAGUUUCACCUGUGCUUGAGGAUUAGAUAAAUGCCAAAAUUAUCUCAGACAUCCCAAAGGAUGUCAUCUCUCCAACCACAGUCUUCUGAGACACUGAACUACAAAAACCCAAUCAAGUGCACACUCUCCAGGCUGGAGGACAUUGAAAAUGAUGCUGGAAUGCUGGGCGGGUGUACAACCCCUCAUGCUCACACUCUUGGGCAUGGACACUGCUCUGGCCUCUCCUAGCACUGAGGACACUGGCAUUAUUACUGAGUAUAAAAUGCUCUCAUCCUGCCAGCCAUUAUGUCUAGAGCCAACAGCUCCAGCCUGACCCCAGAAUUCUUUAUCCUGAAUGGUGUUCCUGGACUGGAAGAUGCACACAUCUGGAUCUCUCUGCCAUUCUGCCUCAUGUACAUGAUUGCUGUUGUGGGGAACUGUGGGCUUAUCUACCUCAUUGCCCAUGAGGAGGCUCUGCACCGGCCUAUGUACUACUUCCUGGCCUUACUAUCCUUCACUGAUGUCACCUUGUGCACAACCACAGUACCCAAUAUGCUGUGCAUAUUCUGGUUCAAUUUCAAGAAGAUUGGAUUUAAUUCCUGCCUUGUCCAGAUGUUCUUUGUCCACAUGUUGACUGGAAUGGAGUCUGGUGUGCUCAUGCUCAUGGCCCUGGACCGCUAUGUAGCCAUCUGCUAUCCUCUACGAUAUACCACCAUCCUCACCAACCCUGUGAUUGCCAAGGCUGGCCUUGCUACAUUCUUGAGGAGUGUAAUGCUCAUCUGCCCAUUCACUCUCCUCACCAAGCGCUUGCCCUACUGCAGGGGUACACUUAUCCCCCACACUUACUGUGACCACAUGUCUGUGGCCAAGGUAUCCUGUGGCAAUGCCAAGGUUAAUGCAAUCUAUGGCCUCAUGGUAGCUCUAUUGAUUGGUGUGUUUGACAUUUGCUGUAUCUCUGUGUCUUACACUAUGAUACUGCGAGCAGUGGUGAGCCUGUCCUCUGCUGAUGCUCGUCACAAGGCCUUCAGCACCUGCACAUCUCACAUAUGUGCUAUUGUGAUCACUUAUGUGCCUGCCUUUUUUACAUUCUUCACUCAUCGUUUUGGAGGACACACUAUUCCCCACCACAUCCACAUCAUAGUGGCCAACCUCUACCUGCUACUGCCCCCUACCAUGAACCCAAUUGUUUAUGGAGUCAAGACCAAGCAGAUUCGGGAGAGCGUAAUCAAGUUUUUAAUAGGAGACAAGAUGGGUAUUACCUAAAACAAGUGCAUGUUAAUACCAGCUGUACUGUUUAUGAUGGGAAAAUAGUGGAGAAAAAUGUCACAAAGGAUGGGUCAAAUAGUAUUAAAUCAUCUAACU
Messenger RNA from Apodemus sylvaticus (European woodmouse), 1553 nucleotides. Its product is annotated as olfactory receptor 52N2. Gene Ontology annotation, molecular function: G protein-coupled receptor activity; olfactory receptor activity. Gene Ontology annotation, cellular component: membrane. Gene Ontology annotation, biological process: G protein-coupled receptor signaling pathway. NCBI's taxonomy places the organism in Eukaryota, Metazoa, Chordata, Mammalia, Rodentia, Muridae. The record is from RefSeq and is a predicted model, not a curated record. Bases 498 to 1454 code for a protein of 318 amino acids. The transcript is spliced from 4 exons.